UGAAGAUGAAGAGGGGGCACAGACUGGUUAUCCCAGAAAUCCGGCCCAUGUUGUCCCAUGUCCUGGGGGACCUAUGUUGCAUCAUUUUCUGGGGGACCCUCUGAGGGAAGAGCCCAAUGAGGCAACCUUGGUGCCAGGACCCCUUCCAGGACUUCAUGUCCCCACUGAUAUUCUGGGGAAAGAGCUCAAUGAGGAAACCUCAAUGCUAGGAUCCCUUCCAGAACCUUGCGUCCCCACAGAUAUUCUGGAGAAAGAGCUCAAUGAGGAAACGUCAGUGCCAGGAUCCCUUCCAAGACCUUGCAUCACCAAUGACAUUCUGGGGGAAGAGCCCAAUGAGGCAACCUUGGUGCCGGAACCCCUUCCAAUACUUUGUGUCCCCUCUGACAUUCUGGGGAAAGAGGUCAAUGAGGAAACCUCAAAGCCAGGACCUCUUCCAGGACCUCACAUCACCAAUGGUAUUCUGAGAGAAGAGCUCAACGAGGCAACUUCAGUGCCAGGAUCUCUUUCAGGACCUCUCAUUUCCACUGAUAUUAAAGCAGCUUUUGUGUCAGAGCCCUUACCAGAGCCCUCCAUUGCUGACAAUUACCUUGAGCAAGAAGUAGAAAUCCUCAAAGGAUUACAGGAUGACUAUGUCCAGCGGCAAACAAGGGUUCGCCGCAUUUCCCAGCAGUUCCCUCGCUCUCUCCGGGCCAUCAACCUGCAAAUUGGACACACGCGGACACGGCUCAUCCGCUGCAGCGGUGGGGAAAGGAAGGUACUUUGCAGCACACCCCUGAAGUUGCUGCUGGGCUAA
This is a messenger RNA of Hemicordylus capensis (graceful crag lizard), 793 nucleotides long. RefSeq lists its product as uncharacterized. NCBI's taxonomy places the organism in Eukaryota, Metazoa, Chordata, Lepidosauria, Squamata, Cordylidae. The transcript is spliced from 4 exons. The record is from RefSeq and is a predicted model, not a curated record. The coding region runs from base 74 to 793 and encodes 239 amino acids.